Colletotrichum acutatum is the source of this 1254-nucleotide messenger RNA. RefSeq lists its product as uncharacterized. The record is from RefSeq and is a predicted model, not a curated record. NCBI's taxonomy places the organism in Eukaryota, Fungi, Ascomycota, Sordariomycetes, Glomerellales, Glomerellaceae. Bases 1 to 1254 code for a protein of 417 amino acids. The transcript is spliced from 3 exons.
AUGAAGGCCUUCGCAGCUUCCUCUCUCGCGGCCGCGCUCUAUGCGGCGACAGCCUCCGCCGACGCUAUUCAGGCUUGCCCGAACACUGAUGUUUGCUUCCGCGUUGCUGUCCCGGCGGCUUCGUCCAGUUCCGGCAGCGGCAACAUGUACUUCCAGAUGUCUGCCCCCACCAGCUACCAGUGGAUUUCCCUCGGCACGGGUUCGUCCAUGUCGAACGCCAACAUGUUCCUGAUGUAUGCCGACGGAAACGGCAAUGUUACCAUCAGCCCUCGCACUGCGCGUGGCCACAACAUGCCUACCCUCUCGUCAAGCACCACCCUCGAGCUUCUCAGCGGCUCCGGUAUCGUGAACGGCAACAUGGUCGCCAACGUCCGCUGCACCAACUGCGCGUCCUGGAGCAGUGGUUCCAUGUCCUUGAACUCGGCUUCCAGCUCCUGGAUCGCUGCCUGGAAGUCAGGCAGCGCCAUAAACUCUGCCAGUACCAGCCAGAGCAUCCAGCAGCACGACGAGCAUACCAACUUCAACCUCGACCUGACCCAGGCAACGGUCCAGACCGACAGCAACCCUUUUACGACUAACUCGGGUAAUAGUGGCAAUGGAAGCGGCAGCGGCAGCGGCAGUGGAAGCGGGAAUGGCGGCUCCACCAGCGGCGGCGGCGGUGUUGUAUUUAAUGGAGGCGGCGGUGUUUCGUCCAAGGUCCUCCUCGCCCACGGGAUCAUAAUGACGAUCGUAUUCGUUGCCCUUUACCCCAUCGGAGCCAUUCUCAUGCCCCUCGUGGGUAAGUGGAUGGCUCACGCUGCUUGGCAGUCGGUUGCUUUCUUGCUCAUGUGGGCCGGCUUCGGCACUGGCUACGCUUAUGCUCGCGACAACGGUUAUCUCUUUGCGCAAACCCAUACCCUCUUGGGUACCGUAGUUGUUGCCCUCUUGGCCGUGCAACCAUUCCUCGGAUACGCCCACCACGCCUACUACAAGAAGUUCCAGACCCGCGGUGUCAUUAGCCACGUCCACGUCUGGUUCGGCAGAAUUGUGAUGGUUCUCGGCAUUAUCAACGGUGGUCUCGGUCUCGAGCUCGCUAGCUCAUCUCGGGCCUAUGUCAUUGCGUACUCCGUGGUUGCUGCUAUUCUCGGAGUUGCGUGGAUUGGAUCCGCCGUCUGGGGCGAGAUGCGCAAGUCCAAGCGCAACACCGUCAAGCGCGAGCAGAGCCACGAGUCACCAGAUUCUCAGCAACGCAUCCCCUACCGCCAAAAGAAAUAA